Anolis sagrei ordinatus is the source of this 2885-nucleotide messenger RNA. The record is from RefSeq and is a predicted model, not a curated record. NCBI's taxonomy places the organism in Eukaryota, Metazoa, Chordata, Lepidosauria, Squamata, Anolidae.
GUUCUCCUUCUCCUGUGAUCCUCGCGUGGGCAUGGCCUCCUCCUCGGUGGCCCCUUCUCCUUCCUCUCCUUCCUCUCCUUUCUCUCCCUCGGAGCGGGCUCUGCAGGCGGCGCGGCAGGGCGACGUGGAGGCGCUGCGGGCGGCGCUGGGCGAGGCGGGGGCGGCGACGGCGGGGCUGCGGGACCCUCUGGGGGCGUCCCCGGUGCACCACGCGGCCCGCGCGGGGAGGCUUCCGUGCGUGCGCUUCCUGGUGGAGGAGGCCGCGCUGGCCGGGAACGGGCGCGCCAGGAACGGAGCCACCCCCGCGCACGACGCCGCCGCCACCGGCAACCUGCCCUGCCUACAGUGGCUCCUCCACCACGGAGGCUGCCGGGUACAGGACACAGACCACUCGGGGGCAACAGCACUGCACCUGGCCUCCCGCUUCGGGCACCACGAGGUCAUCGAGUGGCUCCUGCGCGUUGGGGGCAGUGACCCGCUGGCGGCCACGGACACGGGCGCCCUGCCCGUCCACUAUGCCGCCGCCAAGGGGGACUUCCCCUCCCUGCGCAUUCUCAUCGCCCACUGCCCCAGUUCGGUGAGUGCGCAGACCAAGAACGGGGCCACGCCCCUCUACCUGUCCUGCCAGGAGGGACACCUGGAGAUCAUCCAGUACCUGGUCAAGGACUGUGGGGCUGACCCACACAUCCGGGCCAACGACGGCAUGACCCCGCUCCAUGCCGCCGCGCAGAUGGGACACAACACCGUCAUCGUCUGGCUGAUGAGCUUCACGGACAUCAGCCUCUCGGAGCCGGACGACGACGGGGCCACGGCCAUGCACUUUGCGGCCAGCCGGGGCCACGCCAAGGUGCUCAGCUGGCUCCUGCUGCACGGCGGGGAGAUCACUCGGGACCACUGGGGCGGGACCCCCCUCCACGACGCGGCCGAGAACGGGGAGCUGGAGUGCUGCCAGAUCCUGGUGGUCAACGGCGUGGACCUGGGCCUGCGCGACCAGGACGGAUACACGGCGGCCGACCUGGCGGACUACAAUGGACACGUCCACUGCGCCAAGUACCUGCGCACCGUGGAGAACAUGAGCGUGGAGCACCGCGUCCUGUCCCGCGACCCCUCCACGGAGCUGGAGUUCAAGCAGCCGGACUCGGGCCUCUCCUCGCCCAACACCACCAUGUCGGCCCCCCAGGCCCACUUUGAGCUGGGCUCCCCCAGCAGCACUCUCUCCAACUACGACUCCUGCAACUCCAGCCACUCCAGCACCGGGGGCGGCGGCGGCGGGAAGCGCAGCAGCGGAAGCGGACAGGCGGCCCGAAUCCCGGAGACGACCAUCUCGGACAUGCAGACCUACAUGGACCUGCUGAACCCAGAGGUGGGGCCGGGGGGCAAGAAGGGGGCGGAGUCUUCCGGGGGGUCUGCCCCGCCUCCCCCGCCGCCCACCUUCCCGGCCCCCCCGCCGCCCUCCUCCUGCCCGGACCCCAAGGGGCCCCCUCCGCCCCCGGGGUACCCGGCCCCCAGCCCCCCCGAGGAGGCCCAGCACACCGCCGAGAUCUACGUCCAGGCCAAGAACAACCUGCGGCACGUGGAGAGCGAGGCGCUCAAGAGAGAGCUCACUUCGCUGGAAGGCAGCCCCGAACUCCGCCGCGUCGACUCGAGCCGGAAAUCCCGGAACUUCAACAAGCAGCCCAGCACCGGAGACUACUACAAACACCUGGGGAGCGCCGGGGAGCAAGGCAGCAUGGCGCACAGCGAGGAGGCCUCUCUCCUGUCCAAGGAGGACGCUGUGCAGCAGAACGGCAGCCCCGCCUCGCCCCCUCCCUCCCCUUCGCCCUGUUCCUCGGAGGGGCAGGCGCCCCCCUCCCCCACGGAGGAGCCCCCACCACUGCCCCCACCGCCCCCUCCCCCACUGCCCGAGGGGGGCUGCCCUCCGCCCCCACCGCCCCCUCUCCCGGCGGCAACGGGAUCAACAGCGGGGUCCGAGAACCAGCACCCCCCCGCGGCCCCCGGGCAGAGGCGCUCCUCCUCCUCCACCGGAAGCACCAAGUCCUUCAACAUGAUGUCCCCGACGGGCGACAACGCGGAGCUUCUGGCCGAGAUCAAGGCCGGGAAGAGCCUGAAGCCCACCCCGCAGAGCAAGGGCUUCACCACCGUCUUCUCCGGAUGCGGGCAGGCCGGCUCCGGCGCGGAGACCCCCGGCUCCUGCCCGCCCUCCCCGCCGCCCACCCGGAGCCCCUCUCCCCCUUGCAGCCCAGAGGCCCGCCCGGCCACAGCCCCCUCCCCUUCCUCCUCCUCCCCUCCUGAGCCCGUGGUCAACGGCUCUUCCUCCUCCCCGUCCUCGUCCUCCCUGCCGGCCAGCCAGGUGGACAUCGAGGGCCUCAUCCCCACCCACGACGAGCAGGGCCGGCCCAUCCCUGAGUGGAAGCGGCAGGUCAUGGUCCGCAAGCUCCAGGUCAAGAUCCAGGAGGAAGAGGAGCAGCGGCGCAAGGAGAGAGAAGAGGAGGCCCGCUUGGCCACGAUGCCGGCCUGGAGGAGAGAGAUCCUCCGCAAGAAGAUGGAGGAGGAAAGAGAGCAAAAACGUCAGGAGCAGGAGAAGCUGCGUCGCGAAGAGGAGGCGAAGGAGAAGGCACAGUCGGAGAAGCUCAGGACUCUUGGCUACGACGAGAGCAAGUUGGCCCCUUGGCAGCGGCAGAUCAUCCUCAAGAAAGGAGACAUCGCCAAGCACUGAAGGACCCAUCGCCCCCUCCUCCUCUUAGGCUCCGCCCCCUCUUUCUGUCCAUCCGUCCGUCCGUCCGCCUCUCGUUCGCUCUCUCCGUUUCUUCGCUUCUCUCUUUCGAAGGCCGAGCCUCGCAUCCAGAGACAUGACCCCCCCCCCCCGAGCCCCUUUUCUUCUCCGG